Heterotrigona itama is the source of this 2976-nucleotide messenger RNA. The record is from the annotation of a GenBank genome assembly. NCBI's taxonomy places the organism in Eukaryota, Metazoa, Arthropoda, Insecta, Hymenoptera, Apidae.
ACAGUCUGUCGUUCACUGACGAAAGUGGAAGUAACUUUGAAGAUGAAUAAAUUGAUCGUGCUUCUCGGUCUCGUCGCCCUUGCGGCUGGUAAGUUUUUCCAAAUAAAUAUUUCUGUGGAAAUACUUGUCGCAAUUGAUGAAAAAUGUGUCCCAAAUUACUUGUCGCAUUUGUAUAUAUUUUUGUAUAUUUUCGAUUAUUGAUACGAUUUAUUUUAUUUGGUGAAGAUAGUAGAUUUAUUAACAUGUCGUACCACCGUGAAUUUUCUCUUCAAGCCACUUGGAACUUUCAUUGUAAAACGAAGUUUAAAAAUUGUUUAAAAAUUUAUUAUAAAAUCAUGUAUUAUGCGUUUAUCUUAUCGUGGGACGUAUACGCGGCGAGACGAUCAUUUUUUCCGACUGUCUGUUAAGAUCAACUCAAUUCGAUAAGAAGACGCUGUAAAAGUUGUUAUCAAAAUAACGUUAAAAUGAAUAUUACUUAUUAAUAUUAUUGCAUAGUAUUAUAUAAUUUCUGUAAUAAAUUAUUAUUAUUUAAUUAUUUAGUAGAACAAUAAAACUAAAAAUAUUUGGAACAAAACGUCUUAUUUUGACAUCAUGAAAAAAUUGUUUGUUCAAAUAAUACCUCAAAAAAUUGAAUUUAUUACUUUCUUCUGUAAUGCAUCUUAAACACUUUUUGUUGAUAAUUAUAGUUUUUGCACUGUUAUAAAAAAAUUGUAAGACACGCUUCAGCGGUAAAAUUAUUAAUGGUAAUAGCAUGGGGCGUAAAAUAACCAAAAAUCGGCCCGGCACGGAACCAAGUGUUAACCAAUUAAAAAAAAAAAUCAUUCGAUCGUCAUUUAUUUAUCCAAGUAGGCCAGAACAACGAUAAUUUAACAUUUUCGAAGGCACACCAGCUGUAACAUCUCAAAAGAUCUGUGCAGAGUCGAAACGAUGGGUGAUAAUUUGAAAGUUAAAGUGAAAAAGCCUGAGAUGAAUAACGCGGUAUACAUCACGCUGUUCUGAAAUUUUUCACAGCGUUGUGAAGAUGAUAAACUGGAGCGUAGCAUAAACUCGCUGCAUCGGAAGAAUUUGAUGUGCAUCGUCGAACUGUAUCCCGUUUAUAGAAACAAGCAAAGCUUUCAAAGACAUGCGGUAGUUCAACUCUCAAAAAAAUUGGCAGCCCCAUAAACCAGACGGAGGACUUCGUAAACGAGAUAGAGGACUCGAUCAACGAAACAGAGGACGAUAGCGAGAUGGAAGACCUGACAGUCGAGAUGGAAGACCUAACAGUCGAGAUGGAAGACCAGACAGACGAGAUGGAAAAUCUCACAAACGAGACGGUGUAUUACGAGAUCGAGCGAAUGGACGGUCGCAUCAUAGGCGGCGAAGCAACCACCAUCUACGCAGCACCGUAUCAAGUGAGCCUGCAAACGAACGGCCGCCACUUCUGCGGGGGUAGCAUAAUCGCUAAGAAAUGGGUCUUAACCGCUGGACACUGCGCCACACACGCCGCCAACCAAUACCGGAUACGCGCAGGUUCGACCAAGGUCCACAGCGGUGGUUCGCUGCAUCGAGUCAAGAAAGUGAUCAGGCACAAAUCCUACUCGAGGCCAAAAGGUAUACCCGUCAACGACAUCGCGCUGCUUCAUCUCGUAGGCUCGUUCAAACUCGACAAAUCGAGGAAAGCAGUGCCACUGUAUCAGGGGAGUUCCUCGUCCCUCAAGGGCAAACACGCGCUGGUCACCGGUUGGGGUACUACGAGCUCGGGCCACCCGGAAACUCUGCACAAGGUAACGGUUCCCCUGGUCUCGAAAGGCUCGUGCAAGAAAUCGUACCACGACUACGGCGGCAUACCUAAGGGAGAGAUUUGCGCCGGAGUCGCGAAGGGUGGCAAAGACUCCUGUCAAGGUGACUCCGGUGGUCCCUUGGUCGUCGACGGCAAACUCGUAGGAAUCGUCUCCUGGGGUAAAGGGUGUGGAACGCCGCAUUAUCCAGGAGUUUACACCGACGUCGCCUACUAUCGUAAAUGGAUCAAACGUCACAGCGGAGUGUAAUCUGCUCGCCUAUUGAUAAGGCACUCGACCGAAAGAUGCACGAAUUGUAACGAGAGCGAAUGUGAUCGCGGCUCUAUAAAACAGAGUGUAAAUAUGUGCUAAUUUAUAAUGGGAAUAAAUGGAACAGAUUCAAGUGAAAAGACUUGCCUUCACUCAUUUCCUCGAGACUCACUGUGUUUCUAUAAAGUAGUACUAAAUUAAUGCUACGUCGCGUCAACCCUAAUAAAUAGCGAUUGUACGAAAAACAAAUAUGUUUUUUUCUCAUGGUUGCUAAAACGUCACCUGCUUUUCUAUUCGAGUUGAAUAGAUAUUUGAAUAAUACUCAGCGUAAAAAUAUUUGAUGAACAUAUUACGAAUAUAUUAUUGCGUAUGCGUUUUGGACGAAACUUCUUAAAACUUUAUUUUCAUCAGAAGUUUCUUUCCAACGAAAAUAAGGAAGCCUUCUUACUUCUGAAGAGUAAAAACAAUAAAAUUAAGUUACGAUCAAUCGCGUGACGACGACGAUCUACGAUAAGAUUACUAAUGGAUAUCUUGCAGUCAUCAUCGCAUUAUCAAUUCGUAUUAAAAAUCAAUAGAACUGUUGGAAUUUUAAUACUGCCAACGCGAAAAAAAAAUCUAUGAUCUGUGAAUGAUUUUUAUUCGGACAUCCCGACUCUAAUUUAUUUCAUUUUAAUUUUGUUUUGUCGUAAGAUUAAUUUUAUACUAUGAUAAACUUUUCAAAAAUGAAGAUCGUCGUAAUAUUAGAUAUAUCUUUAUGUAUUUAGAAAACUUUACACUUGAGAAAUAAAGAAUCAACAAAACUGCUAUGUUGUCAUGUCCUUCAUGUAUUUCUCAUGUUUUUAUACCGUAACCAUAAUCUCAUGAAUUGAAUAUAUUAAGAUCAGAUUUUUCCCAACCUAUUAUUCGUAUUAUUAUUAUAGCAUUAAUGUAACUCCAUAUUAUAAAC